This is a messenger RNA of Closterium sp. NIES-65, 1338 nucleotides long. Lineage: Eukaryota; Viridiplantae; Streptophyta; Zygnematophyceae; Desmidiales; Closteriaceae. The record is from the annotation of a GenBank genome assembly.
AUGGCUAUGGCGCCGUCGCCUUGUCCUCGACAUGUCUCUCUUGAGCCGACUCAAAAGGCACUUCCGAUAUCAGCUGCCCGUUUAGUGCGUUCAGCUUCUAUAGCGCGUACAGGUCGUUUAGCUUUCGCAAUUUUGCGACCGAGCACGUUCACGGGAUGGGCAAUAAGAGCGCGAGUGCGCACCGGACCCGCCUUGCGCGUUACACGGAGCAGCAGCAGCGGCGGACCGACACCACGGGCCCUGAACGGCAACCGGAUAGUCGUUGCGCGGUCGUCACGAUUGGCCAGUGCCGCGCGCGCCGAUCGCGGUAGCGUCGAGCUGCCGUCGGACUUGGCUGACCUAGGAGAGCGGCCGUGUGUGCUUAUAUAUCUCUCGGACCGCCUGACGCCAUACCGCACGGCGUGGGAGUGGCAGCGAGAGGUGGUGGCGCUGCGGCAUAGAGCUCUCACUGACAGGGCGCAACAGAAAGAGCAGCAACAGCAGCAGCAGCAGCUAGAGCAGCGAGAGAAGCAACAACGGCAGAGUGAGGAACAAGCGGAGCAAGAGGAGCAACGGUUGGAGAGAGAUGACCUGUCCAGAAGAACUGUUACCUCCUCCUCCUCCUCCUCCUCCUCCUCCUCCUCCUCCUCCUCCUCCUCCUCCUCCUCCUCCUCCUCCUCCUCCUCCUCCUCCUCCUCCUCCUCCUCCUCCUCCCUCCCCCCUGACGUCCUUCUUCUAGUGCAGCAUCCCCCGGUCUACACCCUCGGCACCCGCAGCGAUCGCGCCAACCUUAGAUUCGAUCCAACGGCUGACACACUGCCAGGUGGCGCGGAUCUGUUCGUCACGGAGAGGGGCGGGGAGGUCACGUAUCAUGGGCCGGGUCAGCUUGUGAUAUACCCAAUUGUGGACCUGCGGCAGCACCGCUGCGACCUGCACUGGUACCUGCGGUCUCUGGAGGAAGUGAUUAUAAGGGGUGUGGAGGAGGGAUUUGGCAUUCGUGCGGGGAGGGAACCAGGCAUGACUGGCGUGUGGGCAGCCGGUUCCAAGCUAGCAGCCAUGGGUGUGAGAGUCUCUCGUUGGAUCACCUUCCAUGGAGCGGCGCUCAAUGUGACAACAGACCUCUCUGCUUUCUCCCACAUAGUCCCCGUGAACGUGAUUCCCCUGCAUCUGUGUCGCACCACUGCUGCCACCACUGUGGAGGAUGGUGGUUCUGCUGCCCUGGGUGCCCCUGAUGCUGCUGUAGCAGCUCGGUUAGCUCGCCAGUUGUGGCUGCCUGAAGACUUGUGUAGAGCAGCCUUGGAUGGGACUACAAUUCUGGAGCUAGAGGUGUGCGAGGCUGGUGCACGUAUGAGGCAUUGA